ACUUUCUUAAGACAAGCAGCUCAGAUUCAGAAGCUCAUCCACAGCUCAAAAGACCCGAAAUAUUGGAAAGAUCCCAAGUUUAUAUUAUAUAUAUGAAUGUAUAUGUCGGACGGUUGAGAUUGAUUCUUGUGCAUCCAUUGUCAUGGCGUCGGCAGCGUUGAACACGAUCGAGCGGGCGCACCAGAUGUACCGGGACGGACGGUACUCGGAGGCGCUAGGGUUUUACACGGAGGCCCUGGAGAUGGCUAAAACCAAGCCUCAAAUGAUUGCUCUCCAUAGCAACCGGGCCGCCUGCUUUCUCAAACUUCACGAUUUCAAAAAGGCAGCAGAAGAAUGUACCUCAGUGCUUGAGCUUGAUCACAAGCACAGUGGAGCACUAAUGCUGCGGGCCCAGACACUUGUCACCCUUAAGGAGUAUCAGUCGGCGCUUUUUGAUGUCAACAGGCUUUUGGAUUUGAAUCCAUCAUCAGAAGUUUAUCAAAACCUUCAAGCUCGUUUGAGGACACAAUUGUCACUUGCUCCAAUAGCUGAAUCUGAAGCAGAGCUAGAAGAAGAGGAAGAAUACAAAGAUGAAGCAGAACCAAAUGGCAAUGAAGAAGACGAACAAUACAAAGAAGAAGAAAAUGCAAUAGUUACAGUAGGAACAGCUCAGAAAACUGAGCUUAAAGAGACCAUCAUUUGUGCUGAAGUUAAAGUGCCUGAGACACAGAGGUCUAAGGAAUCAUAUGAACAAGAAAGAGAUAAAUCUGAGCCUAAAAAGAUCUCUUGUGCUGCUGUCUCUAUUGCACCUGAAGUGGAGAGCAACAAGGAACCAUUUGAACAAGAUUCUAAAGGAUGGCAAACAAUUCCAAAACCAAAGGGACACUCAACUCUAGACUAUGCAAGAUGGGACAGAGUUGAAGAUGAUUCUAGUGAAGAAGAAGAUGACGAUGAAGAAGAGUCUCAGCCACAGUAUAGGUUUCGUGUAGGAACCAUUGGUGUGCGACCAGUAAAGUAAGAAGGCCAUAUAUACAUGUAGAUGACUGUUUUGGUCCCCAACAUCAGCACAAAGAGAAGUCAAAUCCUCACUGAGACUAAAAAAGAGGUAGUGGGAGACUUCCAUGUGAGCCUGUCAUGUCCAAACUUUGAAAACUAGGAACUACCAGCUUUGAUUGGUUGGUGACCUUGGCAAUGGAACAGUUGAAUGCAUGAGCAAUGCGAACGCUUGAUUUCAACGUUGUUUCUCCUGUUGUACAGCAAUUUGAAUCCUUUAUUCUUCCUAAGAGCGUCUUCAAGUGGGGGGAGACAGUGCUAACAGUUGGAUUUGUACUGAUUGAAAACUACCUUGAGUCCAGGUAUGUAUCGAUUCUGGCGACAUAAUUAUGUGCCUGUAUUUGUAAUUCAUGAUAUCUCCCGAUAACUCUUUUAUCAUAGGGAAUGCUCGGGUGAGGGAAUACUUGGUACUGAUCAGUUUUGGCAUAGUCGAUGUGUAGGUAUUCAAUACAUCAUUGCUUUUCCUGCAAUUUCAACUGAACUUGAGCUUGGCUUCUAUAUU
This is a messenger RNA of Juglans regia (Persian walnut), 1534 nucleotides long. Its product is annotated as sperm-associated antigen 1A-like. Gene Ontology annotation, molecular function: protein binding. The transcript has 3 exons. The record is from RefSeq and is a predicted model, not a curated record. The coding region runs from base 143 to 997 and encodes 284 amino acids. Lineage: Eukaryota; Viridiplantae; Streptophyta; Magnoliopsida; Fagales; Juglandaceae.